UGCACACUGGAGACUGACGAAGACCUGCUCAUUGGUUUCGGACAGCUAUCACGCAGUGCACACGUCCGUUUUCCCUCCAGCUGACUGUGUGCUGAGCAGAUGAAACCUCCGCUCUGUGAACCACCAGUCAGCUAAUCAGACGUCCAAACAGUUGUUCAGACUUGGAUUUUUUUUUUCCCUCUUCUCCCAUGGAAUCCACCUACUUGACGUGCCUUGUUGUGUAUACAUUGAGGAAUGUAUGUAAACAGCUGGACACGUUCAUCCUGCAGAAAGAAAUGAGGAGGAGUAAAAAGAAUGAAGAAAGAGCACGUCGAGCUGGAUAAAGUUCUGUUGGAGCGCUGAGAAGUGGCGUCAUUUUUGGCGCCUGUUGUCCACACAAUAAAGAAUCUCUGGAGUUUGCAGCAGCAGGAUUUCCCCAAUGUGUCUGUUUCAGCGUGUGAGUGUGCAUGGAACUUCAUCAAGCUGGGAAUAGAUGAAGAGACGCGCAGUCCCCUGGUACGGCUCUGCACUGGCAGCAUAGGUCAGCUGGUGUGUGCAAACACAUCGAGAUAACAACACAAAGCUACAAACAACCACCGAGCAGCUGUGAUUGAAAAGCAACUUCAUGGGAUGAGGAAGCCGCUCUCCACCCAGUAAUAAAUCCCAAGGACUUUAGAUGUAUAAUUUUUUCCAGAUUUUUGGAUUGCCUAAUUGCCACUUUGGAAUUCGUAAUUAUUUCCAAACUCUUAACAGAAGUGUGGAAGUUAGAUGAUUUAGUCGAGUUCUCGCUUGUGGCAGAGGGGUGACAUGAAGGAGAGAGAGGCUGGAAGUUGAGGCAUUAUGUUGAAUUGUGCAACCAAAGACCUGGGCUAUGGCUGAAUGUCUCCUGGUCUUAACUGGAUGCUCAAGAUGGACUCAAAAUAGUUUGGAAGGAAAGGAUUUCCAAGGUCACGCAGCUCCGGAUUUGUUUUCCUGGGAUAAAGAACAGUUUGACAUUCCAUCUUCCCUCUUUGGAGUUGCUUUCUUGGCAUAAGGAUGAGAGGGGAGAGGAAGUCUGUCUCGUUUUGUAAGGAGAAACCCGCAGGACUGUCCAGGGCUCUCAGAUGGUUCAGCGUCUCCAACCUGUCUCAGCAGAGCAGGCGCAUCUUCCACAGCCAAAACGAGCUCCACACGUCCCACAGCCGACAAACGUACUUGCACACUCGCCUUCAAGUUGCCGAUGGUGAUGGGGAGGAGGAUGACGAUGACUGGGUGUACAAGCCUCAGCACAACAUAGCGGUUUCUAACCUGGAUGAAGAGAGCAAGUGGACAGUUCACUACACGGCUCCGUGGCACCAGCAGGAGAACGUUUUCCUCCCUGGCAGCAGGCCACCAUGUGUAGAAGACCUCCACCGACAGGCCAAGGUCAACCUCAAGACCGCGCUACGAGAAUGUGACAAGCUGAGGAAAGAUGGCUUCCGAAGCUCCCAGUACUACUCUCAGGGUCCCACCUUCUCUGACCCGCUACGGUCCACCAGGAGCCUGCCGGAAGACGACGAUGACGACAACGAUAAAAAGUCCACAGCUUCAUCAGUCGAAGACAGCAAGUCUCAGCUAUCCAUGAGGCCCCAAACACCGCAGGAAGGGGAUGGGGAUGGGCCUGAUGGACAGGUGGUAUGUCCCAAAGCCACACCCCUCCCAACUCCAGAGGAGAAGAUGAGGCAGGUGGCCCAGGCCGUGGCCACAGAUGUAGUCGCCAUCAAUGUCACAGGGGCGGUGUUUGACCGACAGGCAAGCAUCCGGCGUUCCCUCAUUAACACUGACACCGUGUCCCGCCGGUCCAAGAAGGUCAAACGCAGAAAGACUAUAUCAGGGCUGCCUGACAACUUCAACCUGGACCUAGCAGCAAAUGGACGCGGCGGAGAACUCCGACCACAUUCCAUGUUCAUCCCGGGUCAGUACUCCACCUUGGGUAGAGCUGGGAGUGUCAACUCUACGCUUAGACGUUCUGUAACGCGAGACUCAAGUUGUCAGACGGAAGAAUUCAAGGUUGUACCUCCAUCUGUGAGAAGAAUCCGUGCACAGAAAGGACAGGGAAUUGCUGCUCAGAUGGCUGGAAUGGCUGCUUCCUCCUCAACAGGAAACAUGUCGCUCUCCACUAGUGACAGCGUGGGGGUUUUGGGGCUGUCCUGUCAGCUGAAUGGAGACGCUUCUCGUUUUCACAGUCUGCCCCGACACGGUGCCAGGGUGUCCCUCAGUUCUGAUCCCAUCUUUUACAGCACUCCCAUCAAGUCAGGAGAACAAAGUACAAACCAGAGGCAGAUUGGAAAGCUUCAAGUUGACAAUACAGUCGUCCACAUGAGAAGUGCCCCAAAAACAGGCAGCCUGCACAGGCCCAGGUCACAGGAACUGAGGGGAACACAUGCAGGCGACUGGGACGACAGUCCAGCUUGUAUGGUCUCCCCACAUGCUGCCUACUCAACUUCACUCAUCCCCAAUGCCACCCUGUCCUGCUCCUCUGAGGUCAUUGCUCUGCACACCUCCAACCAUCAGUCUCAUUCCCCAGCCCGACGACUCAGUCGAUCCAAGUCUGCCAGAACUGACCCACUGACCUCUGGCACCACCACCUGCCCGGCCUUGGACCCUUCUACGCCAACACACCCACCACAGGACUCUGGCCUGGAGUCUGUAGCAGCCACAAGUGAGCCGAGGCACUUGGACAGCAGCGUGCAAAACCACAGCACUUUGGCUGCCACCCCACCGCCGUGUCUGACAGAGGAGCAAUGGAUCUAUGACACGCCAGAAAAUGUGAUUGUACCACACCGCCUGUUGACCUCCAGCUGCUCCACGCCUAUCAACCAGGUGUAUAGUAGCCUUGAGCUUUCCUCCAGAACCACUACAGAUUCCAGCUCUCUCUAUUCACAGGAUAAUGAUGGAUACUUCACGUCUAUGCACCUGGACUCAGGACUGCGUUCACGUAGCCAUAGCAACAGCCAGGGGCAUGGUGCAGCGGGCGGACGGGCGACCAGGCACAGCAUGUAUGAAUGCCGUGAGCUCGCCAACCAGGAAGACUCUGGAAGUUUGUACAAUGACCGCUCUUUGUCCCGCAGUAUCUCCCUUCGAAAGCCCAAGAACCCUCCGAUGCCUCCAGCUCGCACGGACUCUCUUCGGCGUAAACCAGCCACAAAAAAGCCCCUUGGAGGUGUUAAUGCUAUUAGUGGAGAUAAAAAUGCUGCCUUGCUCAAUGAAACUUUGAUUGCCAGCUUGCAGCAGAGUCUUCAGAUGGGGCUGAGAGGAGGGAAAGGAAAGGGAGCCUCACCCUCGUCGACCUCCCACAGCCCCAGCAGUGACUAUGAAGACCCGUGGGUCCUACGGCCACGCAGUCAGAGCAGCAUCAGUGUGGGCAGCUCUGCAGCCUCGCUAGGUGCUAAUGCAAACUGCGUCGGCGGCUCCAACCUGUAUUCGUUAGUCCACGUGACACCGUCUCAAAGUGACACCAGCAGCUUACGUUCCGACUACGCCGAUUCUUGGGGUUACUACAUGGAGGACCCGCGUACUUAUGCAGACCACAGGCCGCUGACCCCUCCAGCUAACUCUGCAGAUAAAAUGCCAGUCGUUACUCACGCAGAAAAACUACAGAAUGGAUCAGAGAUUCAUAAUUCCAACAGCAGCCAAGCCAUUGAAGGUCCAGGCCAGGAAAGAGUUCUGGCAGUGAAGCCCAAAACGGCCACCUCAUCCCCAGACCGAGUACACAGACUGACCUCCCCAUCAAGCGGCUACUCCAGUCAGUCCAACACCCCAACAGCUGGAACCCCAGUGCCCUCAGUUAUCAGGUCCAGGUCUCCUUCAGGCAGCCGGCCCAAGCCAAAAGUGCCUGAAAGGAAGUCAUCCCUCCUCUCGUCUGUGUCCAUGUCCUCCUCUUCCACCUCCCUUUCCUCCAACACUUCUGACACACUUAAGAAUUCUGGGCCUCCUCCACCACUCCCACCACCUUUGCCUCUAUCUUCCUCAGCUCCAGCUACCCCACUCACUUCACCUCCACCUUUCCCUCCACCCCUACCUCCGAAUUCCAGAACGGACUCUCUGAGCACAGUGGUACCAACCACUCCACAGAGUUCUCCAGCGAGCCCAGCGUCCAUUUGCUCCACCUCCCCAGAAUUCCCUCCUCCACCUUCCCCUGAAAUGUUAAUGCACCCCAGCUCCUUGCUCAAUUGCAGUUUUAGUCCUCCACCUCCACCACCGUCACCUCCUCCACUGCCUCCGCCUACCCUGGCCUUCGCCAACAUGUCUGUAGUAAAGGCAGUGAAACCUGUUCCAAAACCAAAGAGCCCCAAUAUUUCCAACAGCCCUACAAAGUCGUGUAAGCCACUCAUCACCCCGGUAGAACUGCAAAGUGUGAAGCUACGCUCAAUGAGACGCCCAGAGAAGAUCCAAACGGUUGAUGUGGAACCUCAGGAGACUAAUAUAAAUUCAAUCCUAAAACCCCAGACCCUGGAAUCUGAGGCUCAACAGCAUCCUGAUACAUUGCCUCUGAUAAGCUCCUCUCCUGAAGAAGAAUCACAAAACUCCUCACCAUCGCCUGUUUCAAAGCUCUUGUUGUCAGAGGACUAUGAUAUAAUCGGCAAAACUCCAAAUAAUGCUGUCGUAAAUGGAAAAGAAAAGGAUGAAUGGAAUGUGGAAUGGCAGGAAAUACUGCCAAAUCCAUCAGACACCACCCAAAGUUCACCUGUCAAACAAAAACCUCCAGCAGUGUCCAAGAAACCCAAACUCAAUAUUGUUCCACCAUUUACCACUCAACCAGAGAAAGAGGAGGUUCCUUCUCAGCAUGAGAGUAUGGCGAGCCCGUCCCAAACAGAAGACCAGGUAGACGCCCGACAAACAGAAGAAAAGGAAGAGGAGGAAGAACAACAUCAGGAAGAAGACGAUGUGACAUCAGAAAGCUCUGACACACAACCACAAAGCAGUAAAUCAUCCAUAGAAAACCAAGAUGAGCUCUCAGCUUCACCCAGACAGGAGAUGGGACUUGACCACAAACCAUGUAUCAACGGACAAGCCCAUGAAGAAGAUGAAGAUGAUGAUGAUGAUGAUGGAACCAGCAGCACCACUGGAUCUGUCAGCUCAAAGGAGGAUGACAGUGGUGAGGUGUUUGACUUCAGUGCAGCUGACUCUUCUCCGGCAGCCAACGGAGUCCACCAGGAGAACAUGGUGACCCCCUCACCUACACAACCCCGGACUACGGAGGACUUGUUUGCCGUCAUCCACAGGUCAAAGCGGAAGGUCUUGGGCCGCAGGGAGACUGAAGAGGACAAGUCUCGGUGUGGCAGUAAUUCCCCGUCUCCAUCAUCUACCCUGCCCCAGAGCCCAGGCCUGGUGUCCUCUCUGCUGCGCCAGACGGGAUCUAUCCAGCGUAACCUCCGUAAGUCUUCCACCAGCAGUGACACCUUCAAAGCCCUCCUCCUCAAGAAAGGCAGCCGCUCCGAGACCAGCUUCAGAAUGUCUGCUGCCGAGAUGCUGCGCUCCACUGAUCCACGCUUUCAGCGGACGCGCUCCGAGUCAGCACUGGACUCCCCUCCCUCUCCGCUCAGCCCCUGCACCUCCCCCGGCCGUGGGAAGAGAACCGCUGACGAAUGGAACCGUUACGAAUCUUUGGCGCUUUCCUCACCGACUUCCUCAUCCUUUUCAAUGAGUGGGUCCAAGUACGGACGGUCGCGCACGCCGCCCUCUGCUGCCAGCAGCAAGUACAACGCACGCAGCCGACUCCUCAGCAGCCCGAUGACCGUUAUCUGUGAGCGCGAGGGUGAGCUGGCUGAGAACGGAGACGCUGCAGAGAACAUGUCUGAGCCUGUAGUCCAGACCCUCUCUGUGGACUCCAGUGGCAUUUUUUCUGAGGCUAGCAGGACUUAAGAACAUGGAGUGCCCUCUAGACACCUUCCUGAGCCCAACCUGUGAGGAAGUCCAGAUGUCAGCCUGCAAUGGACCUGGAUGAAGAGCAGGUUCUUCUGAAGCUUUUUGAAACUCAGAUUCCUACAAUUCUCAUUUGGUGAGCUUUUGUGUGACAGAAUAUCCUCUCGGCUCAGCCUGGUGCCCUGUCAUAGAUUCUUCUUCACAUCUUGCGGAUUCAGACGCAGAAACGUUUUAGCUGCGCAGAGGACAAGCAGAUGAUGCUAAUGUGAAGACGACUAGACAAAAUUUAAAGAAGUCCACUUUGUAAAUCUUCUGUCCUGGAUGUGGUACAACCUGUGACUCCAAGGUACAGCUAUGGGCAGGCUUCUUCUUCUGCUUGUAGGUUCCCUGAAGCGCAGAGAGUUCAGUGCUGCCACCUAGUGGUGAGCAGACAGACAGCGGUUGGGUGUAAAAGUUAAAACAUCUACUGGAUGAAUUUUAGUUUGUAGGUUUUUGCACUGUGCUUUUGUUUUGUCCUAACAUCCGUUUUCUAUAAUUGUUUUAAUAAAAACAAAUAUAUUGUCUGUUUGUUUGAGAAUUAAGUGUUUGUAAAAAGCUGAGAUGCUCCUUUGACGGUCCUUUUUUCUGAUCUGUGUGCUUACCAAAGAGCUCAAAGGUUAGACGCCGUGAUUUCCUACAACCUUCCUUUGUUAUAAAUGACUCCAGUUCUGUUGAUCUUUCUUGCAGUUUUAUGCAGUUUUGUAUGUAAAUAGAGAGAGAGGAAAAAAAGAUGUGUUUUACGUAAAAUACAACUUUGUACAUUUCACGGCCCUCUGUUGGCUGGACGGGAGUGGUUUCCUGUGGGGUUUUUUUGUUGUUGUUUGUUUGUUUUUUUUUGUUUUUGUUUUUUUGUAGAUUAUUUAUUUUAAAGUAGCGACGUCCUGCUCAGCAGGCGAUCAAGGCCGCACAUAGUUUUGGUUUGAUAACGCCGGUCACAUGAUCUCUCUCGCAUCCGCCAUGUUGGAGGCCGAAUGUUUCUGGUUUAGUACCUGCAGUAACUGGGACAGUUUAUUACAGUCAACCAAAGGAACGAUCAGAACAAUGGCUGAAACUUUACAAAUUUCAUAUCGCUUAGGGAAAAAUGGUGCAAAGUGUUUUGAUUUUUUCCACAUCAGAUUAUAAAACUUUUUAAAAAGUGCUGUUGCAAAGCUAAUUUUAAAGGAUCAUCCCACUAAUUUUGAUGUUUGUUUUGCUUUAAAAAACUGUUUCCAGUAACAUGUUUACGUCAUACUGUUGGUGCAAAGUUUAAUCUGUGUUUUUUUUUUUUGUUUUUUUUUUGUCUUCACCGCUGCCUAAGAUUCAGUAAAACCAACUUAAGGAUGCCUGAACUGGUCUCUAUCGUACUAAACACAGACUGAUUGGAAUUUUUCUUAAUGCUACGAGUUCAAGGUAUUGUUUUCAAACUGCAAAAGUUUCACUUUGUUGUCACGUACACAGGCAGGAAAACACGUAUGAAAUUCCCAAUAGGACCACUGGUUUUCCAGCGGAAAAUCAGAUUGAGCACAUUAAAAAUAUGGCCAGUUUAUUUCAGGCUAAUGCUUCAACACGUUGCGGUUUCAUGCAUGUUAUCAGCCAAAAAAUGUGAAACGCGUUUCCCCUUUUUAUGCGCACUGAAAGUCAAUGGUUUUUUUUCUUCUGGGAUUCAAUGGUCUUUAAAAUGUCUGCAGCACCACGUUUUGUUUUGUGUACUAUGCUACAUGCCAUCUCACUUGGCCUCCAACAUGGCAGCCGGGUUUUUGUGGUUGUGAUGAUGUCAGUGAAAACUAUGUGUAGGAAUGAGCACGACGUUUCAGAGCCACAUUUACUGCGCUUGUCACACCAGCAGGUUUCUGCUCUUUUCAAGGUGUUUGUAGAACAUCAGAAUAAAGUCGGUCUUUCUGCUCCACCCUCACUGGUCCCUCCAGCUGAGUAAAUGUGGCCUGAGACGACAGCCGUGGCGGUUUAAUCACAUGGGACUAAAGGCUGUCUCCUGGCUCUACUCAGUCGUGAUUGAUCACUUGAGGACCGGGACCUGUUUAACGUCUCGCUCCGAGUGAGUUUGUAAAAA
Molecule: messenger RNA, 7948 nt
Organism: Thalassophryne amazonica
Lineage: Eukaryota; Metazoa; Chordata; Actinopteri; Batrachoidiformes; Batrachoididae
Gene: nhsl1b
Product: NHS-like 1b
Exons: 8
Coding region: 1015-5862 (1615 amino acids)
Biological process (GO): cell differentiation
Source: RefSeq, a predicted model, not a curated record